This is a messenger RNA of Schistosoma intercalatum, 1685 nucleotides long. NCBI's taxonomy places the organism in Eukaryota, Metazoa, Platyhelminthes, Trematoda, Strigeidida, Schistosomatidae. The record is from the annotation of a GenBank genome assembly.
CUAACCUUGGCGGGACUUUGGAGAUGGCGGUUCUAUUAGAGACUUCUCUUGGCCAACUUGUAAUUGAUCUGUAUUGUGAUGAAAAGCCGCGAACAUGUACAAACUUUAUCAAACUCUGCAAACUGAAGCACUUCAACUUUUGUCUCUUUCACUGUGUACAGAAAAAUUUGGUUGCCCAGUCUGGGGAUCCUAGCGGAACAGGUCAUGGUGGUUGGUCUUUUUUCAAGUACUUGUAUGGUGACCAGGCAAGUUAUUUUGAUGCUGAGAAAAAACCAAAAAUAUCGCAUACACGAAAAGGGCUGGUUUCCAUGGUGGACAAUGGAUCUGGACAGCAUGGUUCUCAAUUCUUCAUAACUUUGGGAGAUGAUCUUAGUUACCUGGAUGACAAGCAUACAGUUUUCGGCUAUGUACGUUUGCGAUGAAACUGUCAAAACUUUAAUCUGCAGAUUGCUGAGGGAAUGGACUUCGUUGAAAGAAUAAAUGAGGUGUACUGUGAUAAAAAUGGUCGGCCGUUCCGCAAUGUCAGGAUACAUCAUACAAUUGUUCUUGAUGACCCAUUUGAUUCACCGAAAAUGAUUCGUUAUCCUGACUCUCCACCCUCAAUAAACGUCUCUACAUUUGACACUAGAUUAGAAGAGGAUGAAGAACUAGAUGAUACGGAAGGACUUUCACCUACACAAGUGGAGGAACUGAAGAUAGAGCAAGAAGUUAGAACUCAUACUCAGCUUCUUACAUUGAUAGGGGAUUUACCGGAUGCUAAUGUUAAACCUCCAAAUAAUGUACUUUUUGUGUGUAAACUUAAUCCCGUAACCACAAGCGAGGAUUUGGAGAUUAUCUUCAGUCGGUUUGGUGAAAUCAAAUCAUGUGAAGUAAUUAGAGAUAAACGUACUGGUGCUUCUCUUCAGUAUGCUUUCAUAGAAUAUGAGAAAGAAGCUGAUUGUGAAGAUGCCUAUUUCAAAAUGGACAAAGUCGUUAUUGAUGAUAGACGUAUCCAUGUGGAUUUCAGUCAGUCGGUUGCUCGUGAAUGGCAGUCUUACGGAAAAGAUAAGCUUGCACGUGUCCAACCUUCUUCUGAGUCAAAAAAAUCACGAGACAUAAAACAAGCUUGUUUACCUAGAUCACCAGAACGAAAUAGUAGAAGAAAUUACCCCCAGCAUUCUCAUAGCCAUGAAAAUAAGAAAAAGAAAUAUAGUCCUAUAAGAUGCGAAUCUCCAUCUGUAUUAGGUGAGGAAUAUGAUUUGGUAAUUUCAGAUGAGUCUGAUUCCUCAUCAUUAUCGGUUAAUCCCCGGGGGAAAUCCAAAUGGAAAGAUCAUUUAGGGCCAAGCAAGUCAUCCAGAAAGCACCACAAAAAACACAAAGAGAGAAAAAGCAAACAUAAGAAACACCAUUCACGAUACUAACCAUUGCAACAAAUUUUGGUAUUUGUUAUUGUAUAUUAUACUUCGUGAUGCCCAUAUUUUGUAAACUACGAACUCAUCAUUUUUUGUAAACCUUGACUUUUGUUGUUAUAAUUGUUGAGAUGUAAUUAAUCGCAAGAUCGCCACCUAAUUACUUAGAUCAAACGUUAUAAACAUUGAGUAAAACAGUUAUAUGAUCAAUCAUUUGCAUGCGUAUUUGUUUGAUAAACCGUGUUUACUUGUAUUUUCCAUAAUUAUUAUCACGUCUAAAAAGUUUACAGGGGUGAA